AUGCCACAGAGAAUUCGCCAUUACUUUGACUUCCGAGACACUAUAUCAUUUAGUGAUGGACUUAUGCUCAAAGGGGAAGCUGUGAUUAUCCCUAAAUCUUUGAGAAAUGAAAUGAAGGCCAGACUUCACAAGGCUCACUUUGGAUCUGAUAGCAUGCUGGGGAGGGCAAGAGGAACAAUAUUUUGGCCUGGAAUGAAAUCAGAUAUCAAGCAGUUGGCCGAUUGUUGUUCAAUAUGUCAAGAAAGUAAACCAAAGAACCAAAAUAUUCCAUUGAUGCAGCAUGCAGAAGGAUCUACUCCAUGGCAGAAAAUAGGACUUGACCUGUUUGAGCUGAAUGGAAAGCAUUAUUUGAUUGCAGUUGACUAUUUCUCAAGUUUCAUCGAAAUUGAUUUGCUUACAUCUUGA
Molecule: messenger RNA, 405 nt
Organism: Saccostrea cuccullata (small rock oyster)
Lineage: Eukaryota; Metazoa; Mollusca; Bivalvia; Ostreida; Ostreidae
Exons: 1
Coding region: 1-405 (134 amino acids)
Source: RefSeq, a predicted model, not a curated record